This is a messenger RNA of Cyprinus carpio (common carp), 1087 nucleotides long. RefSeq lists its product as uncharacterized. NCBI's taxonomy places the organism in Eukaryota, Metazoa, Chordata, Actinopteri, Cypriniformes, Cyprinidae. The record is from RefSeq and is a predicted model, not a curated record.
UAAAGAUGAGCAUCUGGCUGAUGAUGAUCUGGGUGUCUCACACCAUGGGAACAGCGACAAAGCCGUUCAUUGUAACACAAUGGCCAACAGUGGCUGAAGUAAUGGCUGGAGAGGAUGUCAUUUUAAACUGCAACAUUGUAGAGUUGUACUCCCCGUGUUCGACAGUGACUUGGCUGAAAGUCAUUCCCGAGAAUGCGACGAUCAGCCUCACCGAUAGACUUCAAAUGGACCCUCAUCACUCAUCCAACCAGUGUAAUGGUGUUUGUACUGCUGUUAUCACCAAUUCAACAGUGCAUGACUCCAGUAUGUACUACUGUGCAGCUGUGCAAAGCCGCUUUGCUCACAUUGGUAAUGGAUCCAGAGUCAUUGUGAAAGAACACACUGUUUUUCCUGUUAUUGAUAUUCUUACACCGCUGUUCACAAACGGUCCUUUGGUCCCACUUUUAUGUGUUGUGAAUGGGGCCGAGGCUUCUCGGGUUCAUAUGUCCUGGACUGUGGAGGGGAGAAAAGAGAAAGGACUGCCAGUUUUGACAAAUGGAAAUGCUGGUGCCAUCCAGAUAACUAGGAACCAGAUCCUGAUUACUGCUGAGGAGUGGGAAAGGAAGGUGCAGUGUGUGUGUGUAGUGGAGUUUGGAGGACAGCUUUAUACAAAGACCCUUGAUGCACCAGAUGUGUGUUAUGCUGUGAAAUACAUAUAUCUGUCUGUGUGCUUAAUUUUUGGUCUGCUGCUUCUGAUAACAGUGAUAGUUUACAGUCUGGGACAGAAAACUGUUGUGAUGAUGUGUCUAUGCAAAAACAUAUAAUUUCAGAGUUUUGAGUUUUUAUCUGUUAUUUUGCUCUGACACAUUAUUAUUUGUCAAACUUAUUUUGGCAUUUGGCAUUGCUGUACAUCAGAUGAAAGAUGGCAACAGUUACUAAUAUUAGCAUGAGUAACUGUGAUGUUUUUGUUCAGCUUUUUGUUGAUUGUUAAGGAUCUUUGAAGUUUUGAAUGUGUUCAAGUGAAAUGUCAAAGUGAACUGAAAGGGUAAAUUUAGACUUUCACCUAAUAUGUUCUGAACUUUGUUUAUUACAAUAAAGUGAAUAAAAU